AUGUCGUCUACGUCUUCAGUCGCAUCCUCGGCCUUCAGUAGGGCCAGUGCCCACGCACUCAGCUUCUCUUCCGCUUCCUCUGCUUCCUCUCCGUUUAGCGGAGCUUCGCAUGUUGAUCACCGUGGCUUUCUUAAGUCCUCCUGUCGUGCGGGUGGGCCAGUCCUGACUUCUCUCCCGGCGUGGACGACAGAGAACACAUUUACCGACAAUCCAGUGCAGACUCACGACCGUGCGAUAAAAAUACUGGAUGAUCUCGAAAUCAGGUUCUCCGUUGUGGUUCUGAAGGGCCGCAUAUCAAAAGUUGACCCUGAGCAUACGCCAAUUCCCACCGUGCUUGUCCUUAUGCCAGACCACCCGCAGCCUGAUCUCUGGUAUCAGGCUGCUAAACAGAUCCACCGCGAUUUGGAGCCCAGCCUACCUGGAAUAUCCGUCGAGAUUAUCGAAGAGAAGUUAUACGACGGACUGCAUUGUUUCCCCGUUGAGCGGACCCACUCCAUUUAUUCUAAAUGGAAGAAAAUUGCUGAAACUAUUCUGAUGAACGUCAAUAUUCGGGAGUGGACAGGUCUGGAGUGCUGGCGGUAUGGAACCAAUACCGCUGGACACCUAAACCCUGUCACUAUAAUAGUGGAGGUUGAUAAGACGUCCACCGGGUCUUUUCUCACCGCAGCUCAGCUCAUUCGGGGCAUACUUGCCCACUUUAGUGAAUCGAGCGCUGAUGUCCUGUUCAUGAAGGACGGGAAGCAACCCCUGGUGGAAAAUCUAACUAUACAUCGCGAUGCUUGUAGUGGAGCUGUAUAUCCCGGUGUAAGCAUCGGUAUCCACGGUACUUCGGCCGGAACAUACACACUGGGUGGUCUUGUCCAGCUCCAGCUGCCUAACGAAUCGCGAUGGCGCACCUAUGGCCUAACUUGCUUCCACGCCGUUUGGCCCCCGGAAGAGAAUCGCUCGCAACAAAUGCUACAAAUUGUAGGAGCAGAAACCGCGCUUUCGAACUGGGAGUACGGCCCUCUUAGACUCGAACUCCCACCCUCCGCCAUUGCCAGACAGAUAUUGAGAGUUGAUCAUCCAUCUUUGAGAGACCUCCGACGUACUAUUACCUCGAUAGAUGAUAAUAUCGAAAGCUCUAGGACCAAAGAAUUUCUCGAGCUAGAAGUAACCCAAAGGGCAAUUGAUGAGGGGGAAGACUUAUGGAUGCCAGAAUCCGCCUCCAGACGUUACAAAGCAGUAGCCAGACAUAUCAGAACCCUCCAAGCCGCGCGCCAACCCUUUGUAGCGAUGUACGACAAUCGAACUUACUUCCUGGGGUAUGUUGCUGCUGGAAGCGGCGUGUAUCGGACCCGAACGAACGAUGUAGGUCAAACAGUCAGUAUGGACUGGGCCUUGGUUGACAUCGCUCCCGGCCGAAUCCAGGCACAGAUGCAUGGCGACGAGGUUGACGGUAACCGGCCUUUCCAUCGUGAUUCCACUGCCUUCACUCCGCCCUCUGAAUUCCUCUUCAACCCCCAGCUGCAGGCUGAUCCCCCAAUGAAUCUCUACAAGUCAGGACGCUCAACUGGAACCACUCAUGGUUAUUACAACGGUCUCGUGGCGGUGGGAAUCUAUCGUCGGAGAACGGCGAACGGGGGAUUUGAAAAGGUCGUUACAUGGGAGCAUGCAAUCGCGGGAUCCGUUUCCCAGCCAUUUGCAGAGCCCGGCGAUUCUGGUUCGUGGGUGUAUACGUCCACCGGCGAGGUCUUUGGGGUCUUGAACAGCGGCAACCGCCGGAAGAACACAAUGUCGAUAUCCUGCAUAUUUGAUAUUUUUAAGGAUAUCAAGGAGCUCACUCACGCCGAAGUGAGGAUUGCCCCGUGUCCACAGCUUCCCUGA
Messenger RNA from Penicillium robsamsonii, 1866 nucleotides. RefSeq lists its product as uncharacterized. NCBI's taxonomy places the organism in Eukaryota, Fungi, Ascomycota, Eurotiomycetes, Eurotiales, Aspergillaceae. The coding region runs from base 1 to 1866 and encodes 621 amino acids. The record is from RefSeq and is a predicted model, not a curated record. The transcript is spliced from 3 exons.